This is a messenger RNA of Diatraea saccharalis (sugarcane borer), 1947 nucleotides long. Lineage: Eukaryota; Metazoa; Arthropoda; Insecta; Lepidoptera; Crambidae. The record is from the annotation of a GenBank genome assembly.
GUUCAUACUUUAUAGGCCCCAUUUGCAGUCUCGCAAUUUCAUGGACGCCCUACUCGCCUUCUGGCCUGGGCUACAAGUCCUGCUGGGUGACGUUAGACCUGCAGUGGAGACACACGAAAUGCUGUAUCAGGUCAUGCAAAGGCACACCUUUAUUCCGGAAGCGUUUACAUCAGAUUUUCAGGUACACUGGGGUCAGCAUCCGCUCAGGCCAGAAUUCCUCGAAUCGACGUACUUCCUUCACAGAGCGACGGGUGACGAUCAUUACUUGCACGUCGGCAAGACCGUAUUGAAAGCAUUACAGCAAUACACGAGAGUACCGUGCGGCUAUGCAGCGGUCAACGACGUACGAACUAGAGUACACGAAGACAGAAUGGACUCUUUUGUAUUAGCUGAGACGUUUAAAUACCUUUACAUGCUCUUUGGUGAAGACAGAGAUUUACCCGUGAAACUGGAGGACUACGUUCUUACCACAGAGGCUCAUUUUCUACCGCUUUCUUUGGCUGCAGCCGGUAAAAAUGCCACUUACUUCACAUUGAGAAUAGACGACGACGACGAAGAUAAAUAUAGGAAGACAUGUCCAAAUACGGCGUCUCUAGUAGCGGAGAAAGUCCGUCAGCCGAUGCGUCAGUUGCUCGGCUCGACCGCUGCCCGCCCGCCGGCGAGACUGCGCCCGCUCAACGACCCGAGACAGAUACACGCGCUGUCCGACAUGGGCAUAUCAGUACUCACCUUGCCCGACGGCAGAGUGCAGCUACUCUACACCACGUCCACGGCGAAAUCCGCUAAAGACGCAGCAGAAGGGCUGACCUUCAUGCGCGAAAUGUCCAAAUGGAAUUCAUUGAGCGACAUAGACAACGGUGUUGUGCCAGUCGGCGUUAAAGUAGAAGACAAGAUAUUCCCCGCUGGGCCCGGCCACUUUGGUCGCGAGAUAACUGGCGACGACCAUCUAACUGGGACCAUAGUGUUCGCCGUGCCCUCCGACGCCUGCACUGAUAUAAAAAACAGGGACCAAGUCGUAGGAAAGUUCGCAAUUGCCAGUAGAGGGCAGUGUACGUUCGCACAGAAGGUACGCAAUAUGCAGAACGCUGGUAUCAAACUCGCCAUUAUAUUAGACAACGUAGCUCAUUCCACGCACGAGAAUACCGCCUUGUUCGCUAUGUCCGGAGAUGGCAAAGAUGAUAUCGAAAUACCGGCGGUAUUCCUGUUCUCCGAAGAAGGCAAGUACUUAACCGAUAUGGCUCAAGCUCAACCAGAACUCACAGUGACUGUAGGUGAAUUGAAAUCUCUAAAGAAAAAGUAUGAAAAAAAUUGUGAAGAGGACGGUUGCGAAACAAUCGUGGAAUCUUCAGAGGUCGCUUCAGAUAAGGAAUCUUUUGAUCAUCUCAAAAAAGUACUUAGCCAGUUAGUCGCGCAAUUCGAGUUGUCUCUUUCUAAUGAGGAGCAAGCAGCUCAGAAAAUGUGCAACGACAAUAACGUGGACGUUUACCUCUCGAAGGAUUCAUUUUUAAAUGAUGACCUCCGCAUCGACAGCAGGCCUGUUUGUACGGAUGAAAAAAAAAAUAAAAAUUCCAAAGAAGAGGCAAAAGAAAAAAGUACCAUUACAGAGACACCUGGUGAUUUUUGACAUCACGAGUACCGGUUUCGAGCAAAACUGUAAAUAAACCGCUGUAAAAUGUGAAGUGUAAUAAUAUGUAAAUAUUAUUGUAAGUGAGUACUUUACGAAAUAGAUUUUCGUGCCUUUCAAUAUUGAUUAAUUAAUUUUGUUUUUUUUUUUAUAUAUAAAUUGUACCAUCGUACACACCAAUAUGAUGGUUAUACGAAAAGAUAAUCUUUUUUAUAAAAUAGUUAAAGUUUUUGUACUUAUAUCGUUCUACAAUAUGUACAUUUUAUGGGUCUCUAUAAGUGUUUUGUAUCGUCAUGUCUUCCGAAUACACACACAGAUUACUU